UAACGCUAAACUUGAUUCUAGGUAAUUCUGAAAGCUAUGAUGCUGCUACUAUUGUUGGCUAUGGUGAUGUGCUUCCCAAGGGGUAUGUUGGCUCAGCCAGAAGCCGGAGAGAUGCAAGGUCCUAUUGUUGGUGAGAAGCCAGAAGCCGGAGAGAUGCAAGGUCCUAUUGUUGAUGAGAAGCCAGAAGCCGGGGAGAUGCAAGGUCCUAUUGUUGGUGAGAAGCCAAAAGCCGGAGAGAUGCAAGGUCAUAUUGUUGGUGAGAAGCCAGCUAAUAAUUCUGCAGGGUGGAACAGGAAAGAGCGUAUUUUUUCAUUGUUUAAUAUCGUUCAAUUUCCUAAUUUGGCGUGCAAUAGCUUGGAUACAGUAUUUCCCGUUGGAACCUGUUUUACAACCAGUGAGUGCACUUCUAAAGGCGGAACAACGAGUGGCAGCUGCGCAGCGGGGUUUGGUGUCUGCUGUCUAUUCAAAUCCUCGACAUGUGGGGGCACAUUCAGUAACAACAUGACUUACAUUACCAAUCCGGGGUUCCCAGCUACAUUCAAUACCGCAGGCACCUGCACAUUUACGGUUAACAAAUGUCAAGCGGAUAUUUGUCAGCUUCGACUGGAUUUUCUAACAUCUGUUCAAGGAGUUUCCGCUAAUACUCAAGGAUGUUGUGGGGCUGGAUGCACAACAGCUGCUGAUUCUUUAACUGUGACUGGUCAGACCGGAGUAAAUCCGCCUGUAAUCUGUGGUACCAACACAGGAGAGCAUAUGUACGUUGAGGUUGGAUCUCUUGCAGCGGAUAGUGUUAGCCUGGCCUUCUCCGUGGCUGGGACAACAAAUGAUCAAUGGAAUAUUAGAGUGUCUCAGAUUCCUUGCAGUGCUAAUUACAGAGCACCAACCAACUGUGUGAAAUACUUCACUGGAAGUUCUGGAACUGUGACUAGCUACGGAUUUACUGGGAACACUUUGCUUCAAAGCCAAAACUAUGAUUCCUGUAUUAGGCAAGAGGCAGGAUUUUGUUCUAUCCAGUGGGAUGAAAGCACAGUUACAGCUCCAGCAGAUCCUUUUGAUUUGACAGGUGCACAAGCUGCAGGAGCAGCUGAAAAUAUCAUAUGUGCCAACUCCUUCAUCCAUAUUCCAAAUGGAUUCAUUGCUCCUGCCGCUGUUACUACAGCUGCUGGCAAUACUGAUGGUGCAGCAACUCCUGUUUUUCCAAGUCCUGCUUUGGAAUUUUGUGGUGAAGUUUUAGGGCUUUUUGAAGCUGGUGCAGCAGGAGUCAUAGGUGUCACUGCUUCUAGUGUUACAACAUCAACCUUACCAUUUUCUCUAUCUACGUUCACAACCGCAGUAGCUUUAAACGAUCAAGGUGGUAAUGCAGCUCAAGGAUACUCCUUGGAUUAUACCCAACAAGCAUGCUGAUUAAACAAAGGAGUAUUAACUUCUGUAGUGCGUACAAAUCGGAACACAUUAUCUUUCCCAAUCAGGUGUUAGACAAAAAGCUGUUAAACGUCACAAGUUCAGAGGAUAUUUACUGACCCAACAGUAGGUCAGUUGUAUGUAUUGCACAUUGCACAAUGCACAAUCCAAUCAAGGCCUAAAGUUUCCUCAUAAUUGAAAUUUCAAAAGCUUUUCUAAGAUUUUGUUAGCAAUUUUUAACAAAAUGUAUAUAUUUAUUUGAACAGUGUUUAGAAGAAUCAAUUUUUUAUAUUAUAUAUCUACACAAUCAAUUUUAAAGGUCUGACUUUUGUUUACAAUCUUUGUUAUUGUUUUGAUAAAACUAGUUCCAAAUAUGUCACAGCCAAGUGUGUACACUGUACACACACCCUAUCUCCCCUACCGUUAGUUUACAUACCUUAGCUCUAGUUGAAUUAACUCUGAGUUUUUCUUACAAUAACAUCCAUUUCUUUAGUUAAGGAAUUAAUAUCAAUUGUACUGUUAUUAAUUAUUAUAAUUUUCUUAUCGUUCAAGUUUAAAUCUCACAUUGAAAUAAACAAUGCACUUUUUAAA
Eurytemora carolleeae is the source of this 1992-nucleotide messenger RNA. RefSeq lists its product as uncharacterized. The transcript has a single exon. NCBI's taxonomy places the organism in Eukaryota, Metazoa, Arthropoda, Copepoda, Calanoida, Temoridae. The record is from RefSeq and is a predicted model, not a curated record. Bases 37 to 1404 code for a protein of 455 amino acids.